This is a messenger RNA of Xenopus tropicalis (tropical clawed frog), 3216 nucleotides long. Its product is annotated as SLAM family member 5-like. The record is from RefSeq and is a predicted model, not a curated record. The transcript has 8 exons. Bases 246 to 1583 code for a protein of 445 amino acids. Lineage: Eukaryota; Metazoa; Chordata; Amphibia; Anura; Pipidae. Gene Ontology annotation, cellular component: membrane.
CAGAUAAAGCCCCUCCCUUCUCCCUUUAUAGUUUCGAUUCCCUGAUUCUGUUUACUGAGAGAACUUGCUUGGCUGCUUUUAUUCACUCUCUGUGUGUAGGAGAAAGAAGUCCAACUAUUAUUCUAUUUGCUUUUGCUUAUAGAGCUUACUGAUACGCUUUAGCAACAGCCCAAUACAAAUGUAAGCUUUAGGUUACUACUGUAACAGUUUAAUGUAAGUAUUAAGGGCAGAGGGGCAUUGGUUUUAUGAGAUUAUUACCCCUGGAAAACCUGACUCUCAUCAGAGACAACAUGCUGAAACUCACUCAACUUGUCUUUGUUACAUCAACAUUAUUCCUGGGAGCCCGCGGAGGAGGAGGAGGAGACGUCCCUCUCCCAGUGAUUGGCCGUGUAGGGGAGACUGUCACACUGCUGUGCCCUCUGAAUCUGACAGAUCCCAUUGAUACAGUAACAUGGGGAUUUCAUUGCAAUGGGGAAAUAUUACGCCUGGCUGAAUUCAGAGACCAGAAGUUUAUCAGAGAGAAUAAGAAUUAUUUCCCCAACCGGCUGGAAGGGUCUAACAGUGGCACCGCAUUACUGAUCAGGGAGCUGAGAAUGGAGGAUUCUGGGAUCUUCACUGCAGAAUUUGUUGUUAAUAAAGAAAUGAGAGACAUUUCUUAUAAUCUCAAAGUGUUAGGAGGAGGAGACAUCCCUCUCCCAGUGACUGGCCGUGUAGGGGAGACUGUCUCACUGCCGUGCCCUCUGACUCUGCCUGAUCCCAUUGAUAGAGUUACAUGGGUGUUGCAUCAUGUCAAUGGGAAACAAAUAAUCCUGGCUGAAUUCAGAGACCAGAAGUUUAUCAGAGCGAAUAAGAAUUAUUUCCCCAACCGGCUGGAAGGGUCUAACAGUGGCACCGCAUUACUGAUCAGGGAGCUGAGAAUGGAGGAUUCUGGGAUCUUCACUGCACAGAUUCUUGUUAAUGAAGAAAUUAUAAGCACUGAUUAUUAUCUCACAGUGUUGGAGCCUCUCCCCAUCCCAACCCCAGUAAUAGAGAAGACAUUAGAUGGGAAUUCCACUGAUCUCUGCCAUCUUCAUUGUUCUGUCCCAUCAAACUCACCAACCCUGUCCUACAGUUGGACCUACAGAGAUACUGGCACUGACAGACUAUAUGCCAAUGGCAGCACAAUCACUGUAUCACUGAAGGAUAAGGCAUUGGGGGCAGAAUUUACCUGCUGGGUACAGAAUCCUGCUCACAGGAACAGCACAUCUGUCCCUUUAUAUCCAUGUAGGGAGGCAAAGAAUGGAGCACCUAGAAGAGAUUAUCUUCAGCCCUUAAUAAUUGCCAUGAGUUUGCUCUGUGUUAUACUUGUCUGCAUCAUUAUAGCUGUAUAUAAAGCUGAAUGUUGCAGAAGAAAACAAAUAAUGCAGGAUAUAAAAGAAGAUAUUAUAUACAGGGACAUUUUAUGGCCUGUCUCAAAUAUUGAUCCGGGCGUGAGUAAGCUAAAUAUAAGCAGUAACCGUACCAUGGAAUGUAAGACAAAAACAGGAGACACAGUAUAUGCUGAACUUUUAAAGAAUAAAGGAAUGACCAAGGAGGAACAGUAGCUUAUUGACUGCAACUGAGAGAUCAUUUCCUAUACAAAGACUCCCUAUCCCUAGAAAGUAGCAAAAAUCAGUGUCUAACCAGAUCAAUGUCCAACGGCAGUGACUGCAGAUUAUCUACUCCAUGGAAUUCUCUACUGCUGGGUGUGAUGUGCUGCAGGGAUGUCGGAUUAUAGCUGCCUAUCAGGGGCUACAUACUGGGGAGAACUACUGGGGCUCAGGCUCACAAUUAUAUCAGUCACCAUACAUUAAUAUGUGUAACUCACAUUCUGUGUUCUGUAAAUAGGCCAGCAGAGAACUGGCAACCGCUGCCUUCUGCCACUUCUGUCUGUGUGCGCUGAUAUAUACACUGGGGCAGGGGCUGGUGUAAAUGAUUUAUUAUCUCUGUGCUGUGGGAAUGUGUUGGCACUAUAUAAAUAACAGGAAAUAAAUAGGAUCUACUCUGCACACAGAGUGGAUUCCAGAGCAGAAAUACAUUGUAACAUAGCUAGAGUGGAUCCUAUAGAUCCUAUCCUAUGGAUCCUAUAGAUCCUAUUUAUGUAACAUAGUUACUAUGUUACUAUGUAUUUUUGCUCUGGAAUCCACUUUAUGUAGAUCCUAUUUACAGCGCCGGAUUUAAAAUUGGGGCGCCCCGAGGCCGCCCCGCUCAGCCGCCCCCCCCCCCCCCGCGCAUGGGUGUUUGCAACUAACUAUUUAACUGAUAUUUGUCGAUGGUUUUCUAUUCUCUGCACUGCUGCUUCUGAUGUAAUAAAUACUGUAGCACAUAGUUCCUAAUCAACAGACCUUCUUAUCUGAUAGAAAUGAUUAAGGUAUAAAAUAUUUAUACAUAUAUAUUGAUAAAUAUAUAAAUAUAUAUAAAUAUUGGUCCAAGAUCAUGGAAACUUUCAUAUAAAACCAGGCCUGUACUUAGUUACAUAUAUGUACAUCAUGCAAGAAAUAGAGGAAGACCUAGGGACAGAUGGUAGGGAAGUUUCUGUAAAACAAAGGAAGAGGGGACCAAGGAAACAAUGGUGGGAAAAAAAGUCCUUAACAGUUAUGGUCUGUUGUAAUAAGGCCUUUGUAUGGGAAUGACCGUAUGGUAUUUUGGAGAACCAGAUGAAAUAACAUAAUGAAGAUAAGGGAUGUACACACAAUAGGGUUCUCAGGACCUGAGUUAGGGGCCCCAAUGGCUGAAAAAACUAAAGGAAAUUAGGUAGAGUCUUGGGAAUUUAUGGGCCCCUACAUCUGUUAAAGAUGUUUUAUGCAUACAUUUUACCCCCGAAUCUAUAAUGUGUUUCUUAUAUACUUUGUAUUAUAUGUUUUAAGACUAUUUAGCUUUAUAUUGUUAAUUAAUUAUUGGAUAUAUGUUUCUUUAAAUUAUUUCAAUAAUAUUGUAAAGUUUGGGAUAUUUAACCCUUUCACUGCCAGCCAAUUUGCCCUAAAAGCGAACAUCUACUGCCAAGCAAUUUUGAGACAUUUUGCACUCAUUACAUUUGCUUAAGUUUUUUGACAAGAAAGCCUACAUGAAAUAAGGCAAAUUAUAUAUCGUUUUUUCCGGAGCGAAUUGGACUUUAACACUGUAAAAAAAAAAUCAAUUUUUCAAGAGAUGUAACAAAAAUUUUGAGUGAAAUAUGUAAAAAAAAAAAUAAAGAAAGAA